Molecule: messenger RNA, 1295 nt
Organism: Dothidotthia symphoricarpi CBS 119687
Lineage: Eukaryota; Fungi; Ascomycota; Dothideomycetes; Pleosporales; Dothidotthiaceae
Product: calcineurin binding protein-like protein
Exons: 2
Coding region: 252-1055 (267 amino acids)
Biological process (GO): calcium-mediated signaling
Cellular component (GO): cytoplasm; nucleus
Molecular function (GO): calcium-dependent protein serine/threonine phosphatase regulator activity; nucleic acid binding
Source: RefSeq, a predicted model, not a curated record
CACCACUGUGCGCGUAGAGUGACGCGGGGCAGUGCAAAGGGCCAGAAGACGCUUGUGACGUAUGUCAUUGGCCCAUGUCUCGGAACUUUGUCUAUUGAGGCGGAGCACCUUGGAGCGAUCCCAACGCCGUCGGAAGGCGAGCUUGAUAUAAGACACCGUCGGCUGUCUACUCUGGCCCUCAACCCACACACCAGCCACUCACCAAACAGACUUUCUCAGCAUCUUCGACUCCGGCGCAAAUGAUUGCAAACAUGCAAGCCACUAUUCCCUCACCACAGCGCUCGAGAGCAUCAUCUGGCAGGGCAUCACCGCUAUCUCUCGACCUGUCCAGCCUACCUCCCCUCAUAGAGCCCUCUCCUCCCUCCAACACACUCAUAAUCACCAACCUCAACGCGCCCGAGAUCUUCCAGUUCAACACGCUCACCGAAAUCCGCGAAACAAUUAACCAACACGCAAAAAUCCACACCUGGGCCCCGCUAAAGUCCUUCCGCCGCAUAGUAGUCUCCUUCUUCGACAUCGAAUCCGCCAUCCAGAUCCGGCAGACGCUCGAUGGCGAAUCCAUCAUGGGCUAUCGCAUCCGCGUGUACUUCGGGCUCAACACGCCGCUGAACCCCUCAGACCAGCACCUGCCCCUCCCCAAAUCCGACAAGCUGUUCUUCAUCUCCCCACCGCCAAGUCCGCCCAUGGGCUGGGAAGUCAAAGACGAAGGCGCCCCAAACAAAAUCGUCCACGCUGAGGAUCUCGCCACCGCACUAGCACGACUCCACGCGCACGCAAACCCCUACGAUGCGCCCUCGCCGACAACAGAAGAUGGGAACCCAGAGACAAGUCCGGUUAUCAGGCGGAGACGAACAGGCAGCUCGACAAUAGUCUACCACCCCGACGACCAUGGCGACUCGCCCAAUCUGCCCGCUAUCGCCGUUGAAGAUACCACGGAGAUCCCAGCAGCUAUAACACCGGACGCCAUGGAGGGUGUCGAAGGCCCAAUCGCGAGCCAGAAGGCGCAGGGGAAGAACACCAGCACUGCGAGGCCGCCGGUUGAACUCAUGGAGUAGACUUCUUUUUGUUAUCGUUGAGAUGGGCGUGUUGUUUUGAUAAAAGCGUUUUAGCGCAUAGGCUGGGAUUGGGUUUAGCAUGUUACGGCGUUUGAAUGGUUAUAUGGUCCUGGAUGGGUCAAGGAAGGCUGGAUGGACGAGUCCUCGACAUGCAUUUUUCUUUUCUUUGGAUACUCGGAAUUGUAGAUAGCAGGCAGCAUAGUCGUCUUCUUCAGGCGGCGGAAUUGACAAUCAACUUCA